AACCAGUCCCUGCCGAGCCACACCUGGGAUCAGGCGGCAGCUCAGGCCUCCUUGCAGUCCUGCCGUUCCUGAGUCAGAGAAGGAGGUAGCAGGGAGCUGGAGGCCAGGGCUAGAGCCCAGAGAAGAGGGCCCAGGAGGAGAUACACGGAAGGCAGGGGAGGAAGCUGGGCGGGAUCAGAGAGCCUGGCACAGAGAGGGAGACCCAAAGAGAAGCAGGUGGCAGCUGGGCCAAGAGGACGUGAAAACUGGAGCCAGUCACACAGUCUGGGAGGAAAAGGGCGAGAGGGAGAGGCUGCUAAGCCGGGCAGAGUGCCUGCUGUGGAGAUCCAGGAGGCGCUAGUGGGCAAGCGCAGGUGGCUGUGAAGCUCGGUGCUGCCUGCCUGGCCCCAACCCCAGAAGGUCAGCUGGCUCCUGGAAAGGUGGAGGAGGGUGGGGGGACAGGGGGAGAGUGGACUCAGCCCGGGAUGCGGGCACGGUCAGGAGCGCCUCCGUUCUACCUUCAUGCUGCUGCUGCUGCUGGACCGCACCAGAGCCCCGAGCUCAGCCUUGACCUAGACCCUCACCUCCCCAACUCACCUAAGGGCUCCAUGAAGGGCAACAAGUUCAAGGAGCAAGACCCUUGUCCUCCUCAGUCCAUGCAAGGGCUGGGGAAGGGAGACAAGCGGGAAGAGCAGGGCCUGGGCCCCGAACCCUCAGCGCCCCCGCAACCCCAGCCCACCGAGGAGGAGGAGGCGCUGAUCGAGUUCCACCGCUCCUACCGAGAGCUCUUCCAGUUCUUCUGCAACAACACCACCAUCCAUGGCGCCAUCCGUCUGGUGUGCUCCAAGCACAACCGCAUGAAGACGGCCUUCUGGGCAGUGCUGUGGCUCAGCACCUUCGGCGUGAUGUACUGGCAGUUUGCCUUGCUGUUCGAAGAGUACUUCAGCUACCCUGUCAGCCUCAACAUCAACCUCAAUUCAGACAAGCUGGUCUUCCCUGCCGUCACUGUCUGCACCCUUAAUCCCUACAGAUACACUGAAAUUAAAGAGGAGCUGGAAGAGCUGGACCGCAUCACGGAACAGACACUCUUUGAACUAUACAAAUACAACUCCUCCUACACCCUCAAGGCGGGGGCCCGCCGCCGCAGCACCCGCAACCUCAGGCGUGCUCUUCCGCACCCCCUGCAGCGCCUGUACGUACCGCCUCCGCCCUACCCAGCCCGCGCAGCGCGCAGCUCAUCUUCCAGUGUACGCGACAAUAACCCCCAAGUGGACAGGAAGGACUGGACGAUCGGCUUCCAACUGUGCAAUGAGAACAAAUCAGACUGCUUCUACCAGACGUACUCAUCCGGGGUGGAUGCGGUGAGGGAGUGGUACCGCUUCCACUACAUCAACAUCCUGUCCAGACUGCCUGACACCUCACCAUCCCUGGAGGAAGAAGCCUUGGGCAACUUCAUCUUCACCUGCCGCUUCAACCAGGCCCCCUGCAACCAGGCGAAUUACUCUCAGUUCCACCACCCCAUGUAUGGGAACUGCUACACGUUCAACAGCAAGAACAACUCCAAUCUCUGGAUGUCUUCCAUGCCUGGAGUCAACAAUGGUCUGUCUCUCACGCUGCGCACAGAGCAGAAUGACUUCAUCCCCCUGCUGUCCACGGUGACAGGGGCCAGGGUGAUGGUGCAUGGGCAGGACGAGCCAGCCUUCAUGGACGAUGGUGGCUUCAACUUGCGGCCUGGCGUGGAGACCUCCAUCAGCAUGAGGAAGGAAGCCCUGGACAGCCUUGGAGGCAAUUAUGGUGACUGUACUGAGAAUGGCAGUGAUGUCCCUGUCAAGAACCUUUACCCUUCCAAGUACACGCAGCAGGUGUGCAUCCACUCCUGCUUCCAGGAGAACAUGAUCAAGAAGUGUGGCUGUGCCUACAUCUUCUACCCUAAGCCCAAGGGUGUGGAGUUCUGUGACUACCGAAAGCAGAGUUCCUGGGGCUACUGCUACUAUAAGCUGCAGGGUGCCUUCUCCUUGGACAGCCUGGGCUGUUUCUCCAAGUGUCGGAAGCCGUGCAGUGUGACCAACUACAAGCUCUCCGCUGGCUACUCACGAUGGCCCUCUGUGAAGUCCCAGGAUUGGAUCUUUGAGAUGCUGUCCUUGCAGAAUAAUUACACAAUCAACAACAAAAGAAAUGGAGUUGCGAAACUCAACAUCUUCUUCAAGGAGCUGAACUAUAAAACUAAUUCGGAGUCUCCCUCUGUCACGAUGGUCGAGCUCCUGUCCAACCUGGGCAGCCAGUGGAGCCUGUGGUUCGGUUCGUCUGUGCUGUCUGUGGUGGAAAUGGCAGAGCUCAUCUUCGACCUCCUGGUCAUCACGGUCCUCAUGCUGUUGCACAGGUUCCGAAGCCGCCAAGCCAGACUUGGAACUUUGACAAGGAGCUUUCCUGGGAAACGACCAACGAACAAAUAUAAACAAGGCGCAGAGAAGCGGCCACAGGUUUCCUACCCCAUGACCAGAGAUUGGCCUGGCCACACUGCCUUCAGAGACACAGAUGUCUGCCCCUCUUCUUGAACUUGGGUGGGGAACCCCACCCAAAAGCCCCCUUUAUUAGUUUUCUGGCAAUUCCCCUUUCCUGACUCCCCAGGGUGGGGCUAGAUAGGAUGGGUACAGUAAAGGUUUGGCCAUUCUCCUUCAUUUCCAAGACUCCUCUCUUUGAUACACUGCACCCCAGUGCCUCUUCGCUGUCUCCUUCAUGCUUGUCCUCAGCCUAGAAGCUUCCUCUACCAUCUCCUAGAGAGCGGCUAUGCACGCUUGGAGCUCUGCUCAAGGGGACCAUUACUUUUGUGAGCUCUCUUACCAUAUCCGUCUCUCCAGAGCUAUCCCCUCCCCUCCUUCCAUGGGGCCCUCUAUUAUAUGUUCAAUUCCUCUGCAGCUGCCUCCCUGAGCACACUGUGAACUCCUUGUGGUCAGGGCCGAGGCUUUCUGAUUUUUGUGUCCUUCAUGUCUAGCCCAGUAUCCCACUUGGAGCAGGUAGGCAGGUUGCCAAUAAAUGCUUGUUAUGUAAA
Molecule: messenger RNA, 3028 nt
Organism: Mesocricetus auratus (golden hamster)
Lineage: Eukaryota; Metazoa; Chordata; Mammalia; Rodentia; Cricetidae
Gene: Scnn1a
Product: sodium channel epithelial 1 subunit alpha
Exons: 13
Coding region: 465-2534 (689 amino acids)
Biological process (GO): sodium ion transmembrane transport
Cellular component (GO): membrane
Molecular function (GO): ligand-gated sodium channel activity
Source: RefSeq, a predicted model, not a curated record